GGAUCAUCUUUUUUGUAAGAUCUUUAUAAUCAAAUACACAAAGCAAGGUCUCUAGAAGACUGCUACUAAUAAUGUGAGAGAAAAUGGGGGACUGGAAUUUGUUGGGGAGCAUCUUAGAAGAGGUCCACGUUCAUUCGACCAUUGUGGGGAAAAUCUGGCUCACCAUCCUCUUUAUCUUCCGGAUGCUUGUACUUGGUGUUGCAGCAGAGGAUGUUUGGGACGAUGAGCAAAGCGAGUUUGUCUGCAACACAGAGCAGCCAGGCUGCAAGACUGUCUGCUACGACCAGGCUUUCCCUAUCUCCCUCAUACGCUACUGGGUCCUGCAGAUCAUCUUUGUGUCCUCUCCCUCACUGGUCUACAUGGGCCAUGCUCUGUAUCGCCUGAGAACCCUUGAAAAAGAGAGGCACAGAAAGAAGGCCUGCCUGAAGGCAGAGCUGGAGGGGGCAGAUGCUGACCAGGAGGACCACAAGAGAAUCGAGCGGGAGCUCAGGAAGUUAGACGAACAGAAGAAAGUCAGGAAAGCUCCGCUCAGAGGAUCAUUGCUGCGCACGUAUGUUUUUCAUAUCCUGACCAGGUCUGUGGUGGAGGUGGGUUUCAUCAUUGGUCAGUGUGCUCUUUUUGGCAUUGGACUAUCUCCUCUGUACAAGUGUGAGAGACUGCCGUGCCCCAACAGUGUUGACUGUUUUGUGUCGAGGCCUACAGAGAAAAAUAUUUUCAUGGUGUUCAUGCUUGUCAUUGCCGGAGUGUCUUUGUUUCUCAACCUUCUGGAGAUUUUCCAUCUGGGUGUGAAGAAGAUCAAGCAAAUCCUUUAUGGAUACAAAUAUGGAGAUGAUGACAGUGUCUGCAGGUCAAAGAAAAAUUCUAUAGUGCAGCAGAUUUGUGUUCUCACUAACUCCUCACCACAAAGGCUGAUCCAGCUAACUCAAGUUGCCAGUCCUGUUACAUCAGAUCCUUACAAGGAUGCUCAAAGAGAUGUGCUGCCUUGUAACUUGGUUGCAGCAGGUUGCCAGAAUACAGAAGGCAUGAACAUCUCACAGCAGCGUCCUGCACAGACGUUCCGGCCGAGCCAAGGUGACAUCCAGCUUUUGAGACAACUGGGGGCUGUGGAGCGGCGGCACACUCUGGAGAACAGAAAACCGUCCUUCAGCAGCGAUGAGUCAAACGGACCUCAUUGCUUGGGCAAGCCUCACUAUGCAGGACCGCGAGCAACGCUGGUGGCCAGCCACAUUGAGAUCCCAGCUGCCCUGAGGAUCCCUCAGAGGAAGCAGAGUAAAGUCAGUGUCUGCAAGGAACUCAGUGACAUGAGUGAUUCUCCAGAGAGCGACCACUAUCCCACAGCCAGGAAGUGCAGCUUUAUGUCCCGAGGACUGUCAGAGGCCAAGCUUGCCAGUCCGUCUGACAGCGACGCCUCUCAGAGUGGAACAGAUACCGAGGCCCAGCACUUCAACCAGGGGGAAAGCCCAGUGAUGACCCCACCACCCCCUGCCUCUGGGAGGAGGAUGUCCAUGAGCAUGAUUCUAGAGUUGUCUUCAAUCAUGAAGAAGUGAACCAGAAACAUCCAUGUUGGCGUGAGGCCAGAGGCACUGAGGACUUCUGUAGACAUAAGCACUCACAUCAUGUUUCACCUCAUUUCUAGUUUCAGUGUAACUUUCACCAUCUGAUGGUAUU
Molecule: messenger RNA, 1668 nt
Organism: Xiphophorus maculatus (southern platyfish)
Lineage: Eukaryota; Metazoa; Chordata; Actinopteri; Cyprinodontiformes; Poeciliidae
Gene: gja10b
Product: gap junction protein alpha 10
Exons: 3
Coding region: 84-1547 (487 amino acids)
Biological process (GO): cell communication
Cellular component (GO): connexin complex
Source: RefSeq, a predicted model, not a curated record